Messenger RNA from Plasmodium vivax (malaria parasite P. vivax), 1905 nucleotides. RefSeq lists its product as hypothetical. Gene Ontology annotation, biological process: nuclear membrane organization. Gene Ontology annotation, cellular component: nuclear inner membrane. The transcript has 7 exons. NCBI's taxonomy places the organism in Eukaryota, Apicomplexa, Aconoidasida, Haemosporida, Plasmodiidae. The record is from RefSeq and is a predicted model, not a curated record. Bases 634 to 1905 code for a protein of 423 amino acids.
GGGGGGGAAAUUUAAAAACGUAAUUUGAUGCUCGUUAGACUUUUGCUUAUUAUCGUUGAAAAGGAUUUUAAAUUUGUACUUACCACUGUCAUUAAGGCCUUUUUUUUUUUUCCUUUUCAUUCUUUAAUUUGUAAGGCUUUAUUUUCAGCCAGGUCAUCUGCAAAUACCUGGGUUAAGCUGCAGCGUGCUCGACAAUUUUACACUUCCACACCUUUGACUUUUCGCAUGUGUACAUUUUCGCGCUUUCACCCUUUUUGCAUUCUCCCAUUUUUGCGCAGUUCCAUAAUUUGCAGUUUUGUGCGGAGAAAUAAGCACAAUUCGGUCUACCUAUCACCAAAGGUACGCUUUUUAUUUUUUUGUUGAAUUGUUUUACUUACGUUUUUGAAGUAACGAGGAGGUAUAUAUUUCCCCCUUUUCCCGUGCUUAAAAAAAAUGCUGCCUUGAAAUUUUUCCUCUGAAAAUUUUUCCCCUUUGUCAAGCAUUUGCCCGUUAAAAUUUCAUCAGUGUAAUUUAAGUCUAUUUGAAUAAAUUAGCUCUAGCAUUUGUGUAAUCAAAUGUCUGUCUAAAAAUAAAAACAAGUCUAUCCAUUUGCCAAUUCUGCCAAUUGUUUCUUUUUAAAAAAAAAAAAAAAAAAUGAUUAGCAAUGAAGAAUAUUGCGUGCCUAAAAAGAUUUUAUCUAUAUCUGCGACGGCACUCACGAUAAUACUCCUAAUAUUCACCAUCGUCAACGAGUACAAAUAUGUCACGUAUUCGAAAGAAUUGAGGCCCAUAAUAAAGAACGCCAUACCGGUUUCCUGCAUCCCGUUAGAGGAAAACAAUGGAAAAAUCAUACAUAUAAACUGCCCGCUACAAGACCAGGAAAUAUUUUACGCACCACCGGAAUUCAGCAGUAACAUCUACUCAUUUCGAGGCGUGUUCUUCGAAAUAAAAGUGGAGAUGUACCAGUGGGUGAGGGGGUAUGGGUACUUGGGAUUUAGAAAAAAUCCCGAAUACAUGCCGGCCGUCGGAAAUGUGGGGAGAAAGUAUGCCAAUUAUGCGAAAGCUGGGGGUUAUAGACUCCCUACGAACGCUCUGAUAAACUUUCAAAAGAAAAAAAAGUUGGACUUAGUGGAUGACGGCUGGUUCACCGAGUCGGAAAUAAAACCUCCCUUUACCCUGGACCAUUUAAACACAAACGUUUAUGAUAAUUAUUUGUACACUGGAGAUCCUCUGAACCCACAAGUCGGGGAUGUGCGCGUAUCCUUUUACGGAAGCGCGUCUACGCACGCGACGGUGAUAGGAGUCCAGCGGUCGCGGCUGCUGAAUACGAUUUUUGAAAUUGAAGGAGUUGACAUCAUGAAGAAGAAAGUCGUCUUACUUUCGGAGGACAACAAAAUAAUGAUCAACCAGACGAAGGAUUUUAUCCACAGGAAUUACGGCAACAUUAAGGCGUUGUGGCUGAUACGGCUGAUUACCUACGCGAUGGUGUCCUUUCAGAUAUUUUCUCUCCUCGACUGCUCGCGGAACGCCCUGUGGAAACUGAGCACAAGUCUACUCAUGUCUGGAAUGGUGCUGUCCGUCUUCCCCUGCAUUUUCUGGUUUUUCUGCGAUACAGUAGUAUUUUUAUUCCUAUUCGUGUUUCUCUUUUUCCUGUCCGUGUGUUUGUUUUUCAUUUACAACAACGACAUGUACGGUGGCUACACCGAAAUGAAGAAUUACAUGAAGAAAGCCGCCACAGAACCCACGAAUUAUACGUUUUUAGAUGUAGCCAAUGCCUGCUCAGAUAUAUAUGAGGAUUAUGAUGAUGUAGAGAAGGACAAAAUCAACACCGUUUUUGAGUCCAGCAGCGAUGGUUCUUUUUACAACUCCGUCGACAAGCAUAACUUGUCCAAGUUUGAUUCUUCCCCCGCCGGGAUGUAUCACUAG